CGACACUGGACACGAGUUUCUUGAAAAGGGCAAUAGACACAGUGGAGGUGGAAGUGGUGUGAAAGAGGAGGGACUUGAGACUUCAGUUUGCGUUUCCCUGUGGAAACUGCAGGGCGCUCGCGCUCGGUUCUGUCGGACUGACCGUUGAGCCACGGAACUGCCCGCGCGCUUCUCACGCGCGUAUCUAGUUUGCGCUGACAUAACCGUCACACGUUAAACUCCCACAACUUGUGCCCACCACCGACAGUGGACCAUUCGUGAACCCGGUAAAGUCUUUUUUUCUUGUAAGAGACUCUCUUCCAUGCGAGGAUGUAAAUUUCCUGAGGAGGAUUUUGAUUCGUGCCAUGGUUUUGACCCGCGUGCUCCUCACAGAAAUGGGCCGCUCCGCAUCUACGGGUACAUGAAUCUGAGUUCCACCGGCCAGAUGCCUGAGAUGGAAGAAGUAGAUACCAUUGAGAGCAACGGCUUGGCGAAGACGGUUGCUCUCAUCAGCUUCCUGUCACUGGUCAUGCUCAUGAGCGUCCUGGGCAACCUGCUGGUUAUGGUGGCCGUCUGCAAGGACCGGCAGCUCAGGAAAAUCAAAACCAACUACUUCAUCGUCUCGCUGGCAUUUGCUGACCUGCUGGUGUCAGUGCUGGUGAUGCCGUUUGGUGCCAUAGAACUGAUCCAUCAGAACUGGAUCUAUGGAGAGACCUUCUGCCUGGUCCGCACCUCUCUGGACGUGCUGCUGACCACCGCCUCCAUCCUACACCUCUGCUGCAUAUCCCUUGACAGGUAUUAUGCCAUCUGUUGCCAGCCACUGGUCUACAGGAAUAAGAUGACACCACUGAGAGUGGCUCUAAUGAUCGGAGGAUGCUGGAUAAUCCCAACCGUUAUUUCCUUCUUACCCAUAAUGCAAGGCUGGAACAGUAUUGGAAUAAAUGAUUUGAUAGAGAAGCGGAAGUUCUCCGGCAACUCCACGGCGUGUGUGUUCAUGGUGAACAAGCCAUACGCUCUGACCUGCUCAGUCGUGGCCUUCUACUUACCGCUGAUCCUGAUGGUGCUGGCGUACCAACGCAUCUACAUCACGGCACGGGCACACGCCCGACAGAUCAGCAUGCUGCAGCGGGCCGGAGGAGCAGGAAACGCAGACAGUGCAGACCACCAACGCAACCACCGCAUGCGCACUGAGACCAAGGCAGCCAAGACUCUGUGUAUCAUCAUGGGCUGCUUCUGCCUGUGCUGGGCCCCUUUCUUUAUCACAAACGUGGUGGACCCUUUCAUAGACUACAGUGUUCCUGAGCAGCUGUGGGCAGCCUGCCUUUGGCUGGGCUACAUCAACUCCAUGCUCAACCCCAUCCUUUACGCCUUCCUCAACAAGUCCUUCCGUCGUGCCUUCCUCAUCAUUCUCUGCUGCGGACACAAGCGCUACCGCCGACCUUCCAUCUUGGGCCCAGGAACGACCUGCACGGCCACGCAGAUCAACGGGUCUACACACGUCUUGAAUGGCUGCUCCUCUGCCUCCAAACUGCUCCUCUGGUUCUGCAACACUAGGCCUGUUCCUGUCUAGUGCUGUGUGGGGAGUUCUCAAGUAUUCAGUUCUUCACAAUGGAAACCACAUUGAACAAGAGAAACUGUCAAUACAGAAUGACACAGAGUCCCAGGAGUCAUGUUUCUGACACAGGUCACCCUCUAAUGAGGACCAUCACUGGAAGGUGCCAUUUCUUACCGCCCUGCCUGCAGCUCAGAACCGACCGGAGCAUUUCAGGACUCGAGUACUGGGAGCUGGACUGAACUGUUUGCUCAAAGAGCUGCUGAACAAUAAAGGAAAGAACAAUGUUGCCAAAGGUAUCUGGUCUAUAUUUUAGGAUACAAAUUUCCAUUGCAAAGGAAUGUUGGUAAGGUUUUUCCCAAAUGUGUUUAUUUCCUUUUUGGUUCUCCUGGGAAUACUAUUUCCAAACCAAAAAUACAUCUUUCAAGCUUUAUCCAGAGAGGCUUUCAUUAGCUCUAGAGUCAGAUAACACUUCCCGAAAGGUACUGCUCAAACACUAAAUAAAGAUUUAUUUUUGUUCUAUAAAAAAAAAAUAGUGAAAAGUAAAAAAAACAAACAAACAAAAAAAAAACACACCACAGUAUUAAGAGGUAGAGCUCGGAGCAUUGCUGAGUGAUUUCUCCAUUUCCCCAAAAAACCUUUAAUUAAUUAAAGGUGCAGUAAGCUAUUUCUCACUCUCUCUGUCCUCCCCCAUCAUGAGUGGACACGCCCCCUACUGAUGAUUGGCUCACUCUCCUCUUCCAUCAUGAGUGUACAUGCACCCUACUGCUGAUUGGCUCACUCUCUCUCUCCUUCCCCAUCAUGAGUGGACACGCCCCCUACUGCUGAUUGGCUCACUCUCUCCUCCCCUAUCAUGAUUGGACACGCCCCCUACUGCUGAUUGGCUCACUCUCUCUUCCCCCAUCAUGAGUGGACACGCCCCCUACUGCUGAUUGGCUCACUUUCCCCUCCCCCAUCAUGAGUGGACACGCCCCCUUCUGCUGAUUGGCUCACUUUCCCCUCCCCCAUCAUGAGUGGACAUGCCCCCUACUGAUGAUUGGCUACAAGUGUGUUGUGGUGCUCGGUCCGAUCCACUUUUAACAGCGUUUUUCAAAAAUCACUUAUUGCACCUUUAAAUCUCAAAUCAACAGUUAUAAAUAUCCUUUUAUUCUUUUUUUUUUUUUUAAUUGUAAGAUCAAAGUAUGAAAGCAUUUGUUUCCAAAAUGAUUCCAGCAUCUAUGUGUUAGGUACAACACAAGUAAUGUUGCAGGAAAUUUGUCUUUCAGUGAAUGUGGUCUAUUCCAAAGGUACAACAUAAAAUUCCUCAAAAUGAUUUGACAGGAAAUGAACUUUUUCUUUUCAUUUUUUGGAUCAUUUUCAUAUGGUGUACUGAAAUCUCAUAUAUGUACUUAAGACUUCUAAAGCUCUUUGGGGAAUGUGAUGUACUGGUCACAGACUAAGUUGUGCUCCUAGCUAAUUCAUGUAAUUUGGGUUCUUGUAAACCUCUCUGAAUACACAGCUGUCUCAGACCCCCAGGUGACCGUUCUCAGUCAGGUUAGCUCUCUGCUUCACAUGCAUCACUGAAUGCAUCCAUUUCCACGAUGAUUUCCCUUACGAGGAUCUCCUCUGACAUGAUUCACUGGCAUAAACAGCGCAGUGUUUUUCUGAGAGUGCUAAAACUACAUGAUGCCUGCCGACUCUGCCUGUUACUGAGAAUGUGUCAGGCCACUCCAAACAAAACCUUUGGUGACAGCAACCAGGGCCAGUUCUCCCAGAUACCGUGGCUUAAACUGUUUUAGUCUUAGUCGAAGAUGACCAUCGGUUGCUGCAAGGCUGAAAUGGAUUUAGGAAAGGAAAUGACCUGAAGUUGUUCAUGCAAAAGGUCUUAAAGGGAUAGUUCACCCAAAAAAUUGAAAUUCACUUUCAUUAUUUAUUCACCCUCAAGUUAUUUCAAAUCGUAUGAGCUUCCGUAUGAGCUUUGUAUGAGAUGUCAGUGGUGCAAAACAGAUUUAAAUAACAACUUAAGGUGCGGUCACAUUUACCAUUGUUCAGCACAUUUUCCAGUCAUUUCGUUAGGAAGCAAUGCGAUCGAGAAUUCUGCAUAAGCGCAAAGUAUUUCCCCACGCAGAUUUCUCAACAGUCGCAAAUUCGCCACGUUGACCAACAGAAUGCUACUUGUUUUGACUUCUGUGUGAGUUGUGUUUCAUACAUUUCUACAUUAAUGACAAUAGACUAGCUUUUCUGCCUGCAAAAUUUAGCCAAAAUUCCUCUAGUGGAAAUAUUUCAAUGGAAAUAAGAGGAUUCUCCUUUCAUGUUCCACAGAAGAAAUUAAAGGGGUAUUUCACUGCUGGCAAAAUGGGCUUUCAAUAAAACUUGGCUGCCUGUACAAUAGAAAGGUCAAAAAACUGAAAUUGGUGCAACCUGACUAGAGAAAACAGAGAAAAAGGCUGUUGUCUUCCCUUUUGCCAAAUGGGUAGGAAAACUUCAAUACCCAUAAUGCACUGGGCAUGUUGCCAUUUAAGGCCACUCCCACCAGUGGAUAUGCUUGCCAGUGUCAAAUACCGCCUGGCUUUAGUAGGAAAUACUUCUUAGCAAACUUUUAGUUAUAAAGAUGUUGACUUGUAUUAUUCCUGGGUGCAAGAAUUCAAAGAGUAAAUGUUUAGUUGGGAGUGAGUUUCUUUCUGUUUCCAGUGAAGGCAGUGGAUAAAGACUGCAAAGAAUCGUAAAUACAGAGAUAACGGCACAACGGAAAAUCUGAAAAACCUCUGUGUUUGUACUCAACAUUUCAAACUGGAUGACCAUGAACGUUUUUAUGCCAAACGGAGGCGAAUAAACUAUAAGAAACCAUUCUGUCAGUUCUGCCUCAUACAGGUUUGGAACAACACGAAGGUGAGUAAAUUAUGACAAAAUUUUCAUUUUUGGGUGAACUAUCCCUUUAAGAGUAUGUCAUGUGAAUGCUUCCUAUGCAUCAGGAGAGGAAAUACGGCCGCUGCCAGAUUUUAUUUAUUUUUUUGGUCUUAAUAAAUCAGCAGAUGAAUUUUUGUUCCUUGACAUUUCUAGCUAAAACCUCCCAAACAGUGAUGUGCCAUAAUAAAGCUCGUUUCCAGAGCCGAGGACCCCAAUAAACACGCUCCUAGGAGAGCCUCGAUAUAGCAGAACUGACCCAGAACAAUCUCCAUCCCUCAUUUCAGCAUUUGCCAGUCUGCUGAACCGUGCCUCUGCCUAAAAUGAAUUACCUUUGGGAACACCAACUGUUUGAACUGAUCUAAAAGAUGUAAAUAUUUUUAAAUAAUUACAUUUUAUGUGUCAGCCAGUUUCAUCAGAAAAACAGGUUUGGUUUUAUUUGCUAUGUUGCAGGGAUGUACAGACAGCGACACAAGUACAACACUAAAAAUAUCAAACAUGUACAGCUCAGCACUGUCUUCAUGUAUCGGUUUCCUGAUUAUUUUAAAAUGAUGACUUCUCCUGCAAAUAAAGCACUUGUAGCACUUUUAUAAUAUGAAGAAUAUUGCAUCCACAAGUCAUUCAGUAUUCUGGUCACUAAUAUGUUGAAAGUCGAUGAAUGAAUUUGACUUUCGUGAUCAGUUUUCAUAAACGUGGCGUGGUGACUCGAUGAAGGAACAAAUGAGACUUGGUCAACCAGUAGAAGAGUCUAUUAUGGCUUUAUUUGUUUGAAUGCGAACAGAGCUACAUUACCUAGCUUGAGGGAAUGCCCACUUUAGGUUUCUUUUCUCAUCUUCUCAUGUUUUUAUCAAGCGAUAUUUAAUUUCUAAAGGUAGAGUUUAGUUUGAUUUUAUUGUACAUAGGAAUAUAUAUUUUUAUGCAAAAGAUUUGAUAGUGGUCCGUGUGUUCCUUUAAAUGCUUUAGUCAAAUGCGUUUCUUCUUCCAGUCUGGUGUAUCUGCAAACCACGAAUCUACCGUGUAAUUCGAAGCAAUGUCCAGAUAAGCUGUAUGCUAGGCUACUUGUUUUUUUAACAAUCAAAUAUGUACAUGGUCGUGCCUUCACAGUCAUCUUACGGAUGUACAGAGCAUUGUGAUUUGCAGUGAAACUGUGCAAGUUAACACCGAUAAAUGCUUGUAGUGGUUGAAAAUAUUCCUUUUUAACAGGUUAUAAUGUACAAUCAAAGGAUUCCCCCAGGAAACCAGCCAACAGCAAACUUUGAUGAGUUAUGAAGUUCAAAUUAUUGAUUUCACUUUCAAUUAUGUAGCACCCUUUGAUUCAAAGGUACUUUGCUGUUAUUGAACAAUUAGCGUUUUUUUGUUGGUGACAGCGGUGAACAGCUUGCACAAUUUCCCUUCUUUUUGAUGUCAUUAUGUUGUUUAAAGAUGGAGAUUUGGUAAUGGUUGAAGCUUAGGAACCAUGACUGUGAGCUGAAAAAGAUUUCCCUUUGAGUUAUGAAAAGGAAAUACAUGCUCUUUUGAGCACCAAUGGAUAUGUAAGGAUUUGGGGAAAUUAUGACACUCCAUAAACAUAACAGAACCAAAAACAUUAUUAUAUGAGCCAUGAGUUAUUGCUUCUAAAAGAGCGGGCCAAAAGAUAUGAACUCUCCCCGAACCAUCGAGGACCUUCAGGGUAGUCAUUGUCAUCAGGAUUUCAUCUUAAAUAAUAAUUCCCUGCCCGGAAACCUCACAUAUGAAGCGUAAUCGAAGACCUCAGAGCCCUGAAGGCAGAAGUGCUAAGCAUGAAUGUGUUGUAAAUCUCCCAACAAGUUGUAGAACUUUUGUAAACUCAGUAUUUAUUUUGGUGGAUUUAAGAUUGAUAUUUUCAUGUAAGGCUUCUCUUUCAGGGAGCUAUGUGUAUUACUUUUUCUGUUGCUAUGUGACAGCUCUAAAAAAUGAUAAUUAAAGACUACAAGAUGUUAUUAA
Messenger RNA from Ctenopharyngodon idella (grass carp), 6376 nucleotides. RefSeq names its product 5-hydroxytryptamine receptor 4 (gene htr4). The transcript is spliced from 8 exons. Gene Ontology annotation, biological process: adenylate cyclase-activating adrenergic receptor signaling pathway; chemical synaptic transmission; regulation of appetite. The coding region runs from base 302 to 1549 and encodes 415 amino acids. Gene Ontology annotation, molecular function: G protein-coupled serotonin receptor activity. NCBI's taxonomy places the organism in Eukaryota, Metazoa, Chordata, Actinopteri, Cypriniformes, Xenocyprididae. The record is from RefSeq and is a predicted model, not a curated record. Gene Ontology annotation, cellular component: plasma membrane.